Messenger RNA from Rotaria socialis, 543 nucleotides. The record is from the annotation of a GenBank genome assembly. Lineage: Eukaryota; Metazoa; Rotifera; Eurotatoria; Philodinida; Philodinidae.
AUGUUUUCGUUAUUCAAAAAAUUUCCUUUUGUUUCUAAUCGUUUUCCUACACAAUUCGCUUGUUCAUCUACAUUUUCACAUAUUACGUCUGAUGGAACAAUUGCCAUGGUUGAUAUAGGUAGUAAAGUGAACAGUCAACGACGAGCAAUCGUUGAAGCUACUGUUAAAUUUCCUGAUUCGCAUACAUAUCAAUCUUAUUUUAAUGUAACAACAAAGAAAGGUGAUGCAAGAUUAUGUUCUAAAAUAGCUGGAAUUCUUGCUGCUAAACGUACCUCAGAUUUGAUACCACUUUGUCACCAACUUCCACUUUCUCAUAUUGAUAUUGAAUAUGAACAUCGACAUGACCUAAACGAAGUUCUCGUUCGUUGUAUUUGUUCAACAAAUUAUCAAACGGGUGUCGAAAUGGAAGCAAUGGUCGGCGCUACAAUAGCUGCUAUAACUAUUUAUGAUAUGUGUAAAGCUUUAAGUAAAUCCAUUGAAAUUCGCAAUAUUCGUCUUGUUGAAAAAUCAGGCGGAAAAUCAUCGUCCAUUCCGUCGAAUUAA